Neolamprologus brichardi is the source of this 6713-nucleotide messenger RNA. NCBI's taxonomy places the organism in Eukaryota, Metazoa, Chordata, Actinopteri, Cichliformes, Cichlidae. The record is from RefSeq and is a predicted model, not a curated record.
AUGAUUCAGGUCUUAGUUGUUGUGUUCCUGACUAGGAUAGAAGAAGAGCAGCAGACAGCACUUCAGGCUUCCCUGUGGACGGGCGGGUCCACCUGCCUCUGCCUUCUGAAGCCCUUCAGGUUCUCUGGGAUGGCUCAGGACCCUGAAGAAGCCGAGGGGGCCGCAGAGAGGAAAUUGGUACAAGGCGACAAUUCUUCCCUGGAUAUGUUAGAGGGUGAAUACCGCUGCUACGCCUCCAACAGUCUGGGGACCGCCAUGACACAAACCGUCAAAGUCAACGUAGAGCCUCAGCCAGUUCUCAUGAAACAACAAGUCGAGCGUGCGCAAGGACUCGUGGGACAGAGUAUGGUCCUGUCCUGCAACCCUCCAAAAAGCUCGCCUCCUCCCAGCAUCCACUGGAUGAACAUAAGUGAGUGUGCCGAUCUGUUUCCUGUCCCGUCCGUCAGCUGCCAGCCUCUACCCACACCUAGGGUGGAAUGGAAGAAGAAGGAUGGUGUCCUGGCAGACACAACCGGCCAAGUUAUUAACUUUGACCGCUGGCUCCACUUCGACGACGUCUCCCUGGAGGACGACGGCGAGUACGAAUGCAAAGCCUCCAACACCCACGGCUUCAUCACGCGCUCCUUCACGGUCACUGUGGAAGCGGCUCCUUACUGGAUGAAGGAGCCUCAGAACCUGAUGUACACUCCCGGGGAAACAGUCCGACUGGACUGUCAGGCUGACGGCAUCCCGAGGCCCAGCAUCACCUGGAGGAUCAACGGUCAGCUGUUAACAGUCUCAGCAAAACCGGACCCCCCCAGUGGUCUGACUCUGUCUAAUGCUGAGGGGGUCAGUGUGACUCUCAGCUGGAGCCCAGGACUCUCCCACAACAGCCCCAUCACAGAGUUCAUCAUACAGGCUCGGGAGGAGUACCACACGGAGGAGAGGAAGUGGACGUGGGAGGAACUGAAGAAAGUGCCAGGCGACUUCAACCACGUGGAGCUGUCCCUCCAUCCAUUCUCCACCUACCGAUUCCGGGUCAUCGCCAUCAAUGAGGUUGGCAGGAGCAGACACAGCAACCCCUCAGACCACCACAGCACACCACCUGCUGUUCCCUCCAUCAACCCUACAGGAGUGCGCAGUAACUCCUCGGAACCAGGGACAAUGAUCAUCACGUGGGAUGAGAUAGACAAGCGUUUUCAUAAAGGCCAGAACUUCGAGUACGAGGUGCUGUGGAGGGAGGCCGACAGGUCAAAUGUAAACUGGAACUCCGGCCGUGUGAGGUCUCCACCGUUCAUAGUGAACAACACAGGAACGUACACGCCGUUUGAGAUCAAAGUCCGAUCUGUCAAUGCCCUCGGAGGAGGACCGGAACCAGAGCCGGGGACCGGGCACUCCGGAGAGGACAAGCCAGAGGAAGCGCCGACUGGAGUUUCAACCACCGUGAUGAACAGCACCAUCAGAGUGAGCUGGAACAAAGCCCAGAGGGUCCGAGGCCGGCUGCUGGGAUACAGGAUCUACUAUAAGAGGCUGGGGCCCAAGGCCGAACGGAGCCGGAGGUCUCUCAGACAAUCCCAACACGAGGAGGAGAGAGGAGAAAGAUCAAAACCAUUGAGUGAGACAGACGAGCACAGCUGGCAGGUGGAGGAGGUUGACCAUAGCAAGACCUCAGCGGAGGUGACGGGACUGCGACUGUUUUCUGAGUACGAGCUGACGGUCACUGCAUUUAACAGCAAAGGGGAGAGUCCUCGCUCCCCGCCACACCACUUCCACACGCCGGAGGGAGUUCCUGGUCCUCCUGCAUCUCUGGAGUUUGAAAGCCCGACAGAAAAAUCCCUGAUCCUCUCCUGGAGCCCUCCAGCUGAGACCAACGGCAUUCUGCUGGGAUACAUAGUGCAGUACCAACGGGAGGUGGAAAGCAAAAACAGUCCUGUGGAGAUACUGAAUGUCAAUGACCCCACAGUAAAGCACAUCACGCUGGACAACCUGGAUCCCGACAGCCAUUACAUCUUCAAAGUAACAGCAUGCACAAAGAUUGGACAAGGCCCUCCCAUCACACGCAGGGGAGCCACUCUGCUUGAUGGAGAGCCUCCGAGAAACAUCACAGUAACCUCUGGUAACGCAUCAGUCAACCUGAGCUGGGUGCCCGGAGAGAGAAACCGAAACCACGGCUUCCAGAUCCAAUACCUCAAGAAGAGCGGAGGCGGUGGGUGGGAGAACUCAGAGCAGGUCAACACUACGCAGGGUUUCUAUAUGCUGACGGGCCUCCAACCAGGAGCUCAGUACCACCUGAGGGUCAUGCAUGGAAACUCCACUUAUUGGCAAGGCGAGGCAAAGACCGUGGAACCACUGCCGUCAGAGAUAACCGGCAGGUUCGCCACCCAAGGCUGGCUGAUUGGACUCAUCAGCGCCAUCGUGCUGCUGGUUCUCAUACUGCUCAUCCUCUGCCUUAUCAAACGCAGCAAGGGCGGCAAAUAUGCAGUGAAGGACAAAGAAAGUAAGGAGGUGGACUCUGAAGCUCGACCAAUGAAAGAUGAAGCCUUUGGAGAAUACAGAUCGCUGGAGAGCGAUGGCGAUGAGAAGCGCUCGGACAGCCAGCAGUCUCUGGAGGAAAGUAAGAUGGGCAGCGUCGACUCUCUGGCUGAAUACGGGGACAGUGUGGACAUCCAGUUCAACGAGGACGGCUCCUUCAUCGGCCAGUACAGCGGCCGGGCAUCUGCUCCCCACGGCAACGAGAGCUCGGGCCCCGCCUCCCCCGUUAAUGCAGUCCCACCUCCCCCCGUCGCUCCCUCCAUGUCGAGCAUCCUAAACCGGCCCAGCUAGAGACACACAUGGCCAAAACACACACACACACACACACACACAAUGUCAGUACAUUCCAUUGGUUUAUGCAGUGAAGCUGUUUACAGUUUACACACACACACACACAAACACACACACACAUACAACCGCGCGAUUAGAAACUCGUAUGAGCGAACAAACUGAGUGAGGCGAGGGCGAGAGCUGCACCAGCUGCUCCUGAGCUCCCUGAGUUACAUGAGCUCCGUCUGUUUGCAGGGUUGUUACUGAACAUGUAAAACUUCUGAUUUUGUAACAUCUGAGAUGGUGUUCAGACGUGUGGCACGCCAAAGAAACGCAGCGAAUGUUAUUCUGGUCUGCAGCAUCUGAUUCAGCUUCACAUGUCAGUAACUACUCACAUAGAUGAACACCUAAAUGAGUACAUGGAGACAGUUUAAGAGCUAUGAAAUUAAAUUCAUAAUAAAGGGAUACAUUUUUAAAACACAGACUAGUUCUUCUGUAGGAUUAUUAAUGAAUAUUUACAAUUCUGGACCAACUUUUUGUAGUCAGUGAGUACAAAGCAAACAGUUUGCUAGUCUGAGCUCUGGCAGAACCAAGUGACAGCUGAUUGGCUAACGGUGAAUAUCAGGUUAAACACAAAAAUAAAAUAAUAAAGCUUAUUAAUACUAAUUCUGAUAAAGGAUCCAUUCUCUGUGCAUUUUAGCUAAUACAGUUUGAGCUCCUGACGUCCUCUCCGUACCCUUCAUGAUGAGUUCUGACACCUCAGCAUAUCUCAAACUAGAAAGUCACCUGAGCUGCAGGUGGAGCUUCCUCUGAGGCUCUUUGGGUCGAACUCGGUGCCAUUUAGACUGACAUACAUCUCUGGAUUUAUCUGGACUCCAGGUUUGUAGUUACCAUGUUGUGGUUUGUUUACACGAUGGAAAGCUUUCUAAUUGGGCACAAACAAUUUACUGUUUACUAAAAUCUUUCCUGAUUUGAUGAAUGUAAUUGCGCAUUAAGCUGGGACUCGCUGCGUAGACCACGGGGUGUGUUGACGUAACCCACAACACCAACCACGAUCAUGGGAGGAGUCUCCACAAUGGUCACUGCCUCAACCACUUCCUUCUUGUUCACCUUUGAGCCUCGCUGACAUGGCCUUAAAGUGAAACCAGUCUCAGUCUCAUAAGGAAAUGAGUUUCAUGGCUCAGAGUGUUGCGUCUGAUUCUUGGUUGCUCCAUCUGUCCACCAGGACAAAGCUGCUCUUUGACUUUUUACCUUAGAGUGGUGUUUGCACGUGACACAGUAAAGUUAGACUUUAAAUAGAAACUCAGAGAAGCUGGUGCAGCUCAGCCCAGGAGACGGAGAUGAUUUAUGGUCACAAAGAAAAAGCAAAAAUCUGGGAGUUUUUCAUCUUUCAUCUUGGACCAAAUCACUUUCUUUCAUCGUAAACAAACAUUUCAGUCUCUGUUUGUUUCCUUAGCAUAUUUAUAUGUAGAUUUUUUAUAUUUAUGUCUUUUUGUUACCAACUUAUGUAUCUGAGUUUGCAUGCAUGCGUCAUGGAACGGUUUUUGCUAUUUAUAGAUGCAUGCCAGCUUCCAGGCAUUUCUAAAGCAUUUCAUUGAUAUUUGAGUUAAAGAGCGAGACUGUUACUGUGUGUGUGUGUGUGUGUGUGUGUGUGUGUGUGUGUGUGUGUGUCUGUGUGUGUGUGUGUGUGUGUGUGUGUGUGUGCUUGCUCUCCAUCCCUGCCCUUUGACCUGCAGAGAGGGGAGCUCUGUUGCCUUAAGAGAGUCCAGAUGAACCUCCCCUCCUCCCUCCUCCUGUCAGUCAUCUCUCCUCAGACGCAGCUUCGUGUGUAAAAGUUUUCAGCGUUGCAGUUUCUGCAAACGUCCGUUACAGCCUGUAAAAGGCCAGCAGACGGCACAGUUCACUGCUUCAGAUGUUCCAGGGCUGCCUUUGAAUAUGAUUGGAAAAAUUCCUAUGCAUACACACACACACACACACACACACACACAUACUGAUGAACACAUGAAGUGGAGGCCCACAUGGCGGGUCCUCUGUAGCAAAACGGACCCUCUGACGGAGCGAGGGAGGAGGCGGAGGAGAACGAGGAUGUAAUCGCUCCCUGAAUGUAAAUAGAACCUCGAGAUUGUCAGUUUUUUAUUUCCAUUGCUUCUUCUCUAAAAUCAUUGAAUUGCAGUUUUUAUCUUUUGCUCUGUUUGAUUUUGUACUUGUAUUUUGUAUCAACACCCUCCCCUCCAUCGUCUAAUCUUAGGUUUUCCUUUCGUGUCGCUCAGUAGCCUCGAGACGUUUAGAGGAGAUUAGAACCGUAGAGAGAAAAACACUCCCCUUCAUUCAUUCAGUUUCUUUAUAGCGCGUAGCAAUGCAGCAAAUAAUACUGAUUAUUAAAAAGCUAUGUCAUAAAUGUUUCUACAGCUCGCUGAGCUGUUUAAUGGCAGCGGGUGAGAUGAUGUUCUCUGGACGGACCCGCACUGGGAACAGUCCUAUAGCUCAGAGGGUUUAUGUCGUUGCCUUGGACACGCUGCACUGAUGCCGAUGCGGAUCAAAAAAAUCAAUCUGAUGAAAAUAUGUGACGCAGGAUUACACACAGGGAGCCCGUGUCCGGACCCAGAGCUGACGCUUAUUCUUACAGUUUGUCGAGCAGAGAGACGAACCCGACGAAGCGAUAAACCAAGCAGAAAAGACCAAAACCAACAACCACUGACUGUAGACAUAAAACUUUAAACAACCUUCCAAAAUGAUAGUUUCCCAUAAAAACAAAGUUCAUUAUUAUCCAGCAAAUAAAUUCUCAUUAUAGUUGGAUUCGUAUUUUGCGCUGUAGUGAGUGUUUGUGACUCCAUCUGUGGCUCUGAGGUAUAAACUGGUGCGUUCACCCCACACCAUCAAACACAAUAUUAUUCCUACUGUUAUUUUCACUUGCUCAUUGGGCCACAAAUGAAUUCAAACAGGCAGGAGCGGUGCAUUUGUUGGGAAGCAGGAAAUUACAUCACUGGUUCUCUACUGUGUGUCUGUGUGACCAUAAACUACAUCUAAAGGAUGGAUGUAGCUUUUGGGCCUCAAAAAAGUGAAGUCAACCUAGAAGUGCCUCAAACCUGCAUUCUUUCCAAAGCCCAGCAGGGGGCGACUCCUCUGGCUGUAGAGAAGUCUGUGACUCAGUGACAGGCCUGUCCUACAUUUUAGGACAGGGCGUCUUGUCCCCUCAAUGCUCACUUCAGGGGUCAAAAAACAAAUCGUACUACAGAAAACUAGAUUGUUCACAGUUUCCAGACAAAGUGGGCCCACAUCCAGCACUGGUUUUGGUCUUUUCAGUAGAUUUUCCUGCAAAAGAAAAAGCGAGCUAGAGAAAACUAGAGUGAACUCAUGGACAGGGAACUGCGUAUCUCGAGCUGAUUAAUCACUGCUGAUUGUGAAAUAACAGCAGCGAGCAAACGCUCGUCUUCCUUCGUGUACAAUAAUCCAAAGUCCGACCUCAUCUUGUUGCCUUGAUGGACGGCUCCCCGCCCUCGACCCCACUCCCGUCCGUCUGUCUCUCUGCUCUGCUGCACAGCCCUGUCUGUCUGCCUGUUUUUUGUCACAGCCUUUUUUAUACGUACAUGGGGGAAAAACAACAAUAUUAAAAAACACUUAAAAAAGACAAAAAUGUAGUUAUGCAUAAUAAUUCUGCUUACAAUAACAGCAGUGCUGUAAUCUAAUCAGCUACGACGAUGACGUCAGUGUCAUCCUCAUGUGGUCAGUAACACAAUGAGUCAGUAUCACAGGAUCAAGCAGGGAGGUUAAAGUGGGAGGAGUCACACAUAUGUAUACAGAGGGGGUGCGUGGGGUGGGAGGGGUUACUGCGAUAUUGAGGUGUGCUGAUGUUGUAACUGCUUGUUGCGUUGUGCGCUGAGCUGUAUCUGAUGAACUAACCCAACUUUCAACUAAUAAACACGGACUACGCA